AUGGACAAAUUGAUUGACGAUGAAAUGUUAGUUGCUCAGUUCCAAUCCGGUCGCCAAAACGCUUUUGAUGAGUUGAUGAAACGCUACAAAUCCAAGAUUUUCUCGUACCUUCUGCGUUCGGUCAGAAAUUAUGAGGAUGCUGAGGACAUCACCAUCGAAGUUUUUUUUAAGGCGUACCGCGCCCUUGAUAACUGGCAACCGAAAGCCAAGUUUUCAACAUGGCUCUACAAGAUCGCGUCCAAUCUCGCUAUUGACUAUCACCGUACAAAAAUGCGGCAUCCUGUCUAUGCUUUGGAGGACACGGAAAUCCCUGAAGCGAAUCUCGUUGCCACCGAUCUUCACAGCGAUCCCGUCCAGCAAAUAGAAGAGCAGGAACGCGGACGCAUCAUCCGUGAGGCGGUCGAUCAGCUCUCCCCGAAACAGAAAGCAGUCUUUAUGUUAAGUCGAUAUGAAGGUUUACAACUUAAAGAGGUCGCUGAAACGUUGGAUAUGGCGGAAGGGACCGUGAAAAUUCACCUUCACCGUGCGGUAAAGCGCCUGCAAACAUUGUUGCGCCCCCUCUGGGAAAACAAUGAAAUCUAA
Messenger RNA from Geodia barretti, 582 nucleotides. NCBI's taxonomy places the organism in Eukaryota, Metazoa, Porifera, Demospongiae, Tetractinellida, Geodiidae. The record is from the annotation of a GenBank genome assembly.